AAGAGCGUGGUAGUCGCGGGACACUAGUCAAGUUGGAAACGACUUCAAGGGAGGGUCAGCUAGGAGGUGUAAAUGGAAACACUGUCUUGCGAGAGUGGGCAUUGAUAUAGACUGGGCAGCCUUGGCCUGCUUGUCGACAGCAAUGCCCGGAUGACCAAGAAACUACAGCCUGAAUCUGAGGGGUUUCCUUUGCACAAGCCUGCGGGCGACCAAUGGUCUACUAUCUUGGCACCGCCGGUGUCUGAGAGAAAAGUGCAUUUGUUGACGGUGUUGCUGGGCGUGCUGCAGACCAUGAGAACGCCGCCGGGCAGCACUGUCAGAUCUGGACACCGAGGUGGCACAACCGCCGCCGGGCAGGCCAAUGAGCAUCGCUGGCAGCAGUGCAUACCAGAGAUAGGCAGAAUUGUUAUCGGAGAGAUCCCACAUGAUUGCCCGCCGUCUGGGAUCCAGAUGGUGGCUACAUCACAUUCGAUUGCUCGAGAUGGGCCCAAGUCUACCAGGGCUAGAACGUACGUCGUCGCAGAUGAUGGUGUUGCAAUGCACAAGGGCUUGGCGAGAGGUGUGCCGGACUGUGAAAACACACUUGCAGAUUUGUGGAGGGUCACUGUUCCCGUGCACGCCGUGUAUGCUGAGGCUUGCUGUGUGUCUUGCCGCCUGCUCACAGCCUGUUGAGUCUUGAGUGUUUAUUAAUGUUGUUGUUGGCGACGACUCAACUCUGGAUGAUUCGCCACGGUUGCUAUUCGUGGGUCGUCAAGUGCUGAAGUGGGGCGGCCUGGGCGAGUGCCCCUGGAUCACCACAGUGGAUCACAGUGGACACCACGCCCAGACGUCAUUCCCUCUCG
Molecule: messenger RNA, 842 nt
Organism: Microdochium trichocladiopsis
Lineage: Eukaryota; Fungi; Ascomycota; Sordariomycetes; Xylariales; Microdochiaceae
Exons: 1
Coding region: 151-672 (173 amino acids)
Source: RefSeq, a predicted model, not a curated record